AUGCCGACCCAACAAUACCCCCUCUCUCCACCCUCCCUAGACGAACUCGCCCAAGUCCUCAAACCCGCCCUCGAAUCCAACUACAAAACCUCCUCCAUCACCGUCUCCCCCUGUCCAGACCUCCGCCAACCCCCCUACCACCUCGCCACCUCAGGCCUCACAGGAAACGAAAGCAUAGCAGACAUCGGCGGCCAACCGAACCUCUUCCCCACACCGCGCCUCGACUGCAAAUGGUCCCUCCUCAACCUCGCCCGCGAAAUGCAAAUGUCCCCCACAGGCGGCCACCUCCUCGGCGCCGGCGCCGGACCCUUCCACAUCAUCGGCAUGAACUCAGAACUCGCCCCGAACCUCAGCUGGAGAGACUCCUUCGAUAACCUCGACAACCAGACCUACUACACCAAAUACGAAGACCCCCCGGGGGAACCCUCCUGCGAACCCUCCCCAACCCCCGACUGCGCCCUCAUGAUCAACCUCUACGGCAGCGCGGGGCUCCCGGGCCCCGUCCUCAAAAUCACCGCCAAAGGCCGCCGCGGCUCUCAGAAAUCCUUCACCGACCUCCUCCGCCACGCCCUGCACGCCCACUACGGCGACGCGCGCCCCAUCUCCCUCGGCGGCGUCUUCCUGCUCAAGUCCGGCAAGGCCAAAUUCCACGUCAUGCCCGACUUCCCCCCAGCCUCCCAGCUGCCCUUCAAAGACGCCAAACACCUCAACGACUGGCUCACCUACCACGACUUCCCCGGGCCCAUCGUGUGUCUGACGGUUUUCCACUCUGCGGAUCCGGAGAAGAAAAUGGGGUUGAGGAUGGAGCAUACGCAUUGUUUCGAGGCCGGGGGUGGGGGGAGUGGUGGGCAUUAUCAUUAUGAUUUGGAUGAGGGGGAGGAGGGGGGAGAGGAGGUUGAGUAUGAGGCGUAUUUGAAUGCGGCUAAGGUGAUUUAUCGGAUUGAUCGGCCGGAGGUGACGUUGGAGAGGGAUUUGCAUGAUUGA
This is a messenger RNA of Zasmidium cellare ATCC 36951, 984 nucleotides long. RefSeq lists its product as uncharacterized. Gene Ontology annotation, cellular component: nucleus. The coding region runs from base 1 to 984 and encodes 327 amino acids. The transcript has a single exon. The record is from RefSeq and is a predicted model, not a curated record. NCBI's taxonomy places the organism in Eukaryota, Fungi, Ascomycota, Dothideomycetes, Mycosphaerellales, Mycosphaerellaceae. Gene Ontology annotation, molecular function: hydrolase activity, acting on ester bonds; zinc ion binding.